Laccaria bicolor S238N-H82 is the source of this 476-nucleotide messenger RNA. RefSeq lists its product as uncharacterized. The record is from RefSeq and is a predicted model, not a curated record. NCBI's taxonomy places the organism in Eukaryota, Fungi, Basidiomycota, Agaricomycetes, Agaricales, Hydnangiaceae. Gene Ontology annotation, molecular function: cysteine-type endopeptidase inhibitor activity; oxidoreductase activity. The transcript has 4 exons. The coding region runs from base 42 to 476 and encodes 144 amino acids.
AUCUCAUCUACUUCGAAUAACUCCUUGAUAACAAAUCAGUCAUGGUCGAGAACGGACUCUACACCCUCCGGGCCUCUCCCGUCGCCGGUGUUGGUGGCAUGUACGCGACUGGUAACGGUACUUUCAAGAUCGUCACCGUUGCCGCCCAAGUCCCGACAACCUUCGACCGUCAAACCUGGAAGAUCACCGCCGUUCAUGGCAAGAAAGACACAUACACUAUCGUCCAGCACCACAAGCACGACAUCUCUUUGGGCGGAAGUUGGUCCCUCGAGGACAACUUUUUAUCGACGUAUCGCACGACUUUUUCUUACCUACCGUAUUUCAUAUCUAGCAUCCAAGCAAUCCAUAAGUUUGAUGGCCGUCAUGCUUGGUUCGUUGGAACUGAUCACAAGAAUGAAGUUGUAAUUGUACCUUCUCCGGUUCUCUUCCCCCCAUUCCCUGAUAGACCGUACUGGCAAUUCCACACAUCAUCCUAA